Messenger RNA from Penicillium pulvis, 1101 nucleotides. RefSeq lists its product as uncharacterized. NCBI's taxonomy places the organism in Eukaryota, Fungi, Ascomycota, Eurotiomycetes, Eurotiales, Aspergillaceae. The record is from RefSeq and is a predicted model, not a curated record. The transcript is spliced from 2 exons. The coding region runs from base 1 to 1101 and encodes 366 amino acids.
AUGAGUACAACAUCCAUCCCAGAUCCACCAAGCUGGUGGUAUUUACGUGGGUGGUGUAUCCUCCAAGGUCUAAAAGGGUUUGAGAGCAGUACCCUGACCGAAAAAGAUGUCCCUCGCAAGGACAUGCGCGGAAAAUGGGUGAUAAUAACCGGCGCAAACAACGGAAUUGGAUUUGAGGCCGCAAAAACAUUCGCAGAAUGGGGCGCAAAUAUAAUUAUGGCCUGUCGGGAGCCCCCGAAUUGGGAAACACACCCCUCUGAAGCAGUAGAGCAAUGCUUGGAUCUGGCUAAAUCCGCGGGUCAUUCGUCUAUCAUUGAGUGGUGGCCAAUCAACAUGACAGUCCUAGCCAGCGUUGAUGAGUUUGCGGAGAGAUGGCUUGCCACCGGCAGAGCUCUGGAUGUUCUAUGCAAUAACGCCGGGAUGGCCCCUUAUAACUCGGAUGAGACAAUGACUAAAGACGGGUUCCAGAUUGUGCAUCAGGUCAAUUUUUUAUCUCAUACCCUUCUAACGUUCCGAAUCCUUGAAUCUCUGGCUAGAAGUGCGGAGCCAAGAAUCGUCUGCACAACCUCCAAUCUACAUUUCUUCGGCAAGUUGGAGUUUGAGAUAGAGAACCUGCCCGUCCCCAAACAAAAAGGUCCUUACGAGAGAAACAAGCUGUACUACCAAAUCUGGAUCACUGAAAUGAAUCGUCGCCUUGUUUCAAGUGAAAAAUACAGACAUAUCACCAUCAACGGCAUCCACCCCGGAUAUGUCAAUUCGGGUAUCUGGAAUUUCUCGGGAACCAAUCAAGGAACAUGGCAGGAGACGAUAUUCAGAUUAUUAGCUGCAUACCUCACAAUUACCACAGAACAAGGUAGUUUCGCUAUUGUCAAUGCGGCUACUAGCGCUGAAUUUGGACCGAACCCUGAAAUUCAGGGUCGGGGAGAGCCCGGGGCUAAAGGGGGAGGUAAUUACAUUAAUCGAAUUUGGAAAGCGGUUCCAAUGCCUUUUGUUGACGAUGCUGGGACGAGAUUGCGGAUCUGGAAUGGGAUUGCCGCGGAGCUAAGAUCGGUAAAAGAGAAGCUGCAUGUCCUUGAGGAGCUUGAUGUUGAAAGUGUAUGA